This is a messenger RNA of Penicillium paradoxum, 543 nucleotides long. RefSeq lists its product as uncharacterized. The coding region runs from base 1 to 543 and encodes 180 amino acids. The record is from RefSeq and is a predicted model, not a curated record. Lineage: Eukaryota; Fungi; Ascomycota; Eurotiomycetes; Eurotiales; Aspergillaceae. The transcript has a single exon.
AUGAUGCCCCGGUUUCUUGACUUUGACCACCUGUGUGGUACUGAAAUUACACUCGACCAGCCUUCCCUUUCGCCCCCUCGCACGUUCGUCCUCGACGAAAAGAUAUCCGAAGACUACCAAACGAUGACUCGGCGGAUAUAUGAUCAAGGGUUGGGGCCUCCGUUUGCCGUCAUUAAGUUUUCUUGUCACAAUCUUCUGGACGCUGGUCAGCAGGGCUUCAUGCGUAUCUACUUGCAGAUCCCUAUUGAUGGUACCUUUUCUAGCGCUCCAGAAGUCCGAGCCCAGCAGGCCAUCAGCCAGCGCACCCACACGGAGCUCAAAGCGCUUGCGACUCUAGAUCGUGAAAACUGUACGGCAGUACCGAAAUUACUUGGCUAUGGGGAAGGGUUGCAAGGCACUGAAGAAUUCGUGCCUGGUGGCUACAUCAACUACGUUGCGUGGGCACGGGUACCUGGUGAACCCGUAGACUACUAUUCUUUCUGGAAACGCGACUUGGAAUACCGCCGGCAACUGCGUUCCGCCUUUCGUACCGCCUAUGAGUAA